Messenger RNA from Eupeodes corollae, 2625 nucleotides. Its product is annotated as pentatricopeptide repeat-containing protein 1, mitochondrial. Bases 435 to 2570 code for a protein of 711 amino acids. The transcript is spliced from 3 exons. Lineage: Eukaryota; Metazoa; Arthropoda; Insecta; Diptera; Syrphidae. Gene Ontology annotation, cellular component: mitochondrial matrix. The record is from RefSeq and is a predicted model, not a curated record. Gene Ontology annotation, molecular function: protein binding; tRNA binding. Gene Ontology annotation, biological process: tRNA 3'-end processing.
AUCGAUUUCAAUUUCAUUUCGGGUAAUCGUAAAAAAAAAUCAUUUUUUCUUUAAAUAUUUCAGGAAUUUGACCAAAGUCCAAAUUUAUUCUUUCUCUGUAGUUGGAUUGGAUUGCGUUAUACUUUUCUCACAAGUAAAUCAGAAGUUUAAUAAUCGCAUCUUCCAAAACCCCCAAUUUAAAUUUAUUAUUGAUUUAAAUAAUUUUCUGCUUUUGGUUCCUGAUGUGUGGUGGGGUUGAAAAUCAAAUAAUUUUCUUCUGGCAUUUCCGUGGCAUCGCACUCAUGGCUGCCUAAGAACUCAGCUGUUUUGUGUGAAAUCUGGAAUGACAUCUGUCAACCGGUACGAUGAAAAAAGUUAUUUAUUUUGGUUAGGUUGAGCGUUUGGCGUAUAUUUUGUAAAAAUUAAAUAAAAUUUUGAAAAUUCUAAUUAAUAAAAUGGCUUCACGUAUAAUUUGCCUAACAUUUGCUAAAACCCUAAGAAAUAUUCAAAUUCACCGUAAUGUCUUAGUGCACAGAAAAUCCCUGUGGCCAUUAAAGCCACACACAAGUUUACUUCAUUUCAAAACCUACGACAAAGAUUUACGAUUAAACGAAGACCCCCAAGUCAAUGUUUCUCCACGAAAAACAGAAAAUCUAAAAGAAGACCCCCAAAUCGAUGUUCCUCCACGAAGAACUGAAAGCCUAAAGCCAGAAUUCCUAAGCACAGAUCCAGAUGUUUUUGGUGAUGCUGUCAUAGAUGACACACCUCCAGAUCCCGGUGAUGUCCAAGAAGAUGAGUACAUACAAAAUCCCACGAGGCGAACUAAAAAAGCUGAUAUCAAGAAGUAUGCCAAGGAGAUCAAGGAGCAUCUGAAUAAUAAAAGAUUAAAGGAAGCAAUUGACGUCCUGGAAGUUAAGAUGCUGAAAGAAGAUCGUGCCAAACCCAAUAGUUAUAUUUAUAACCUUCUAAUUAGUGGAUGUGCCAAGGCCGGGUACACUAAGAAGGCUUUCCAGCUUUUCAACAAAAUGAAACAACGUAACUUGAAAGUUAAGGCUAGCACCUACACAUCCCUAUUCAAUGCCUGCGCUAACGCUCCGUCAAUUGCCGAUGGAUUGGCCAAAGCCAAUCAUCUGCGAGAGAUUAUGUUGGAGAAAGGAGUUGAAGCUAAUGAAGUGAACUACAAUGCUAUGAUAAAGGCUUACGGGCGAUUGGGGGACACCAAAACCGCCUACAUGCUUGCCGAUGAGAUGUUGGAUAAGAAACUCAAAGUAAACACCGAUACCUUUAAUUUUCUGCUUCAAGCUUGUGCCUCCGACAAGCGAUAUGGAUUUCGACAUGCGCUCCUAACUUGGCAUCGAAUGCACAAGAAUGGUAUAGCACCAGACUACUAUUCGUUCAACUUGAUGUUGCGAUGUGUCAGGGAUGCAUCCAUUGGCGAUGUAGAGACCAUGGAAGGGGUUCUAAGACACAUUUUUGAUGGAAGCAAGGAUAUUCCAACUUUAGGCUCAUAUGAACGUCUUCAAAUAACAGCUGAAUUUGCUGAUAAUACUAAUUCAAGAGAGCAUUUGGAGGAGAAAAUACAAGUGAACCCUUUUAAUGACAAGAAAACAGAACUGACUCGCUCUUCAAAUUCCAUUGAAAAGAGAGUCACAGAAUUGGCUCAUCCAGAAUUCGAAACUCCAAACUUAUUAACUAGUCGCCCACACCUAGGAAGUCUGGUAGCUCUUGAAGAAGUUAAAAAUCCACACGACAGACUUCUUCUGAUUGGGGGUUUUUCUGGGAUCUUGCUUGAGAUGAAGAAGUACGGCAUCACGCCUGGAAUCGAAACAUUUACCACACUCCUUGAAGUCAUCCCUCCAACUUAUGCUGCCGAAAAGCAACUCAUACAAAUGAUUCGCAAAAUUGGUCUCAAAUCCGACAUUGACUUCUUCAACAUUUUGAUAAAAAAACGAAGUAUGCGAUUCGAUUACGAGGGUGCCAAGGAAGUUCUGUCGAUGAUAAAAACGGCGGGAUUGUAUCCAGAUAUUGUAACAUACGGAGUGUUAGCGUUAGGUUGCCAAACACAGGAAGCAGCGAGGGAACUAAUUGCAGAAAUGAAGAGCAAGGAUAUCAGAAUGAACGCACAGAUCCUAGGAGCAAUGUUGCGCCAGGGAUGUGCACAAAAAGCGUUUGGAUAUGUUUCGGAAAUUCUACAAAUUAGUUUAGAUGAAAAUGUUCCACCAAACGACGUGUUUUUUCGACACUUGGACAACUUCUACAAACAAUGCGCUCAAUUGUUAGAUAUAAGACACUCUAUGACGAGAAAUAAGAACUUUAAGAGAGACCACGCGAAAUUUUGUAAAAAAUAUCGAACCUGGCAAGAGGAGCACGGAAUCGAGGGACUUAAGUUGGAAGAUGCAAUUAAGAAACUCAAACAAAGGCCAUACCAGCAUUUUAAGGAAGAUUCCAUUGAUGGAGUAGAAGAUGUUAAAAAUGUUAAGCUUUCGAAAAGAUCAAAAAUGCGAAAGUAUAUCAAGAAAAUAAAAGUUCAUAAUCUAAGAGGAGAUCCAAUAGAUCAGUCAGCUGAUGUUAAACGAAUAGAACCGGCUUGAGAAUUUGUUAGAUGAUUAUUUUGAGCUAUUAUUAAAAAGUUAUAAAAAAAGGGAA